This is a messenger RNA of Monomorium pharaonis (pharaoh ant), 2869 nucleotides long. It is a transcript of the gene Klp64D, whose product is annotated as kinesin-like protein KIF3A. Gene Ontology annotation, biological process: microtubule-based movement. The transcript has 9 exons. The record is from RefSeq and is a predicted model, not a curated record. Gene Ontology annotation, molecular function: microtubule binding; microtubule motor activity; ATP binding. Lineage: Eukaryota; Metazoa; Arthropoda; Insecta; Hymenoptera; Formicidae. Bases 157 to 2193 code for a protein of 678 amino acids.
GUAUAAUGUCAGCGGAGACGGCAGGCAUCGAUCCAUUUGUUUACCGAGGUCGUCUGCUAGCCCAACAAUCUCUGACGUGUUUCGUGAAAGGUGUGCACAAAUUAUGUGAAAAACGCCCGCAUUUAUGUGACUGUUACUGCCGACAACGGAUCCGCGAUGCCGGGGACCGAAGACAGCACAACGGAGUUGGGAGAGAUAGAAAAUGUCAGGGUGGUAGUAAGAGUUCGGCCACUGAGCAGCAAGGAAUUGGAUACCCAUUGUAAGAAUAUAACAGAUGUAGAUACUCUGAACGCCGAGAUCACCGUAGAGAAUCCAAAUGCGGCUCAUGGGGAACCACCAAAGGUCUUCUCCUUUGACGCAGUAUUCGACACAGAUUCAACCCAAGUGGAUAUCUAUAAUGAGACUGCCAGGCCUAUAGUAGACAAGGUACUGCAGGGCUACAAUGGAACAAUUUUCGCUUACGGUCAAACUGGCACUGGCAAAACUUACACUAUGUCUGGCGCUAAAACCUCACCACAGGCCAGAGGAAUCAUUCCAAACACGUUUGCUCAUAUCUUUGGUCACAUAGCCAAAGCUGAUGAAAAUCAAAAAUUUCUCGUGCGAGCAACAUAUUUAGAGAUCUACAAUGAGGAAGUUCGGGAUUUGCUCGGUAAGGAUCAAAAUACUCGAUUGGAGGUGAAAGAAAGACCAGACAUUGGAGUGUUCGUGAAGGAUCUAAGCGGAUAUGUGGUGAACAAUGCCGACGAUUUGGAUCGCAUUAUGUCUCUCGGCAACAAAAACCGCGUUGUCGGGGCGACUGCCAUGAAUGUAUCCAGUUCCCGAUCCCACGCGAUAUUUACGAUUACGGUCGAAUCUAGUCAGAUCGGAGAAGACGGGGAGCAGCAUGUGAAAAUGGGGAAGCUUCAUUUGGUGGAUUUAGCCGGAUCAGAAAGACAAAGUAAGACAAAGGCGACGGGUCAGCGACUUCGUGAAGCCACUAAGAUUAACUUGUCAUUGUCGACACUGGGAAACGUAAUAUCUGCGCUGGUUGACGGACAAAGCUCUCACGUGCCUUACAGAAAUUCCAAACUGACUAGAUUGCUUCAGGAUUCGUUGGGCGGAAAUUCAAAAACGUUGAUGUGUGCAAACAUUAGUCCAGCAGACAUAAACUACGACGAGACUAUAAGCACUUUACGUUAUGCAAACCGCGCGAAAAACAUCAGGAAUCGUGCGAGAAUCAACGAGGAUCCGAAGGAUGCUUUGCUUCGUCAAUUCCAAGUCGAGAUCGAACAGUUGCGCAAACAGUUGGAGGAGAAUGGCGCAGAGCUUUCAGAAUCCGAAGACGAGUCUGAGGAUUCGGAGGAAUCUGGAGAAACAAAGCGGGACAAGAAAGCUCGGCGUAGAAGGAGUCAAAUGUUAUCAGUUGAAGAAUUGGAGGAUAUAGAUACGGAUUCGACAGAAAAGGUCGAUAAAGCUGAGAGGGACGAUAAGAGUCCAGUGGAUAAAGACGUCAUCGAAUUGAAGAAAACUCAGAGUGAGAAAGAAGCGCUGCGAGAGAAGAUGCAGAAUUUACAGAAUAAAAUAUUAGUGGGUGGCGAAAAUCUAUUAGAGAAGGCGGAGGCUCAGGAGCAAUUAUUAGCUGCCACGGCGGUCGAACUUGAGCAGCGAAAGAGCCGAGAAGAGCAAUUGAAGAAAGCUAUUAAAGCGAAGGAGGCGGAACGCAUCGACAUCGAGGAGAAAUACUCGUCUCUGCAAGAAGAAGCGGCUGGAAAAACGAAAAAACUAGCGCGUGUAUACACAAUGUUAAUGUCCGUUAAGGCGGAACUGUCCGAUCUGCAGCAGGAACAUCAAAGAGAGAUGGAGGGUCUUUUGGAAGGUGUCCGGGGAAUUGGUAGAGAGUUGCAAUUGCAGAAUCUUAUUGUGAAUCAUUAUAUUCCUGUUCAAUACCAGACAAUGAUCAAGAGAUAUGUUCACUGGAAUGAGGAUAUAGGCGAAUGGCAGCUAAAGUGCGUGGCGUACACAGGAAAUAACAUGCGCAAAGCACAAACCGUAUCGCCACCAGGAAAUAAUAAAGAUACAAUGCCACCAGACAUGUCAAACAUAUAUCUCUCUUAUAACGUCGGAAUAGACAAUACGUAUGUGCAACCAAAAAAAGUACGAAGCCGUUCCGGUGUUCCCAGACCAACUACCGCGCAUCGACGUACACCGCACUAAACACAAAGAUCCUCGGUCACGAAAUCUCAAAGGUUUAUCUUUUCUCACAUUUUUGUAGAUCUAUUUUUUGAAGACUCACGCGUCCAUGUUUACUCAUGUAAAAUAUAUUUGCAAUGUAUUUGUGUUAGUAACUUGGCGUGAUUAGAUAAUGCGCCCGUUUCCGGUUUCGUGAUAUUCUCGUAUUAUUACUUUUAAGAUCUCGAGAUUUUUUUUAGGUCUACUGGACCUCCAUGAAAGAUUAAGAUUUUUGUUAAGUUAUUUUACAGCACGGCAUAGAAAGCACGAGUAUGUUAUCCAAGAGUAUUCAAUUUUUUAUUUAUAACGUAAUGUAGCAUACAUACACACAAAAGUAUUCCAGCACAUCACGUGUUAAAAUAUUAGAAAUAAAAUUUUAGUAUUAAUAAUAUGGAAGAGAGAUCACUCUGGUAAUAUAGAAAAUGAUACGAGUCCAUAAAAAAAAGCAAUGCUGUACCUGUGGAACGAAAAAGAUUUGAGAAUUUCAAGAAUCAUAUAGAAAAAAAUCAUGAUAUCAUAUUUACAUAUUUAUAGACUCGAUUUAAAAUUCGACGUUCUCCUAAGAGAAAUUUAUUCUACAUUUAAAUAUUCGUAUAUCUUCGGUAGCUUUGUUCGCUUGUACUCCCUACAUGAUUCCUUCGGACAAACUUGACAUAAAAAA